AUGGCUGCAGUUUACCAAGCAGUGCACAGAAGAACUACUUCUCUCCUCUGCAGGUUACACUCCACCUAUGUUAGAAAAAUGAGAUACUUAAAUGGGCUGAAGGAAGAUGACAGCCUUUGCAGACAAGCCCAGGGCUCAGGAACUUUCUACCUCUUUCACAAUCUCUCCCCCUUCCUGCAGAAAACUGGGAAGAAAUAUUUGGUCCCACAGCUCCGUGCAGCAGAGCUGAAAAGGAUCCUGGAGAAGUUCCCAGAGACUGAGCAAUGGCUAGAGAAGUCGGUGCUGAUUGGUUGUUCAGACGAGCACAUCGCGCACUUUGCCCUGGAUUUAGGAGCCUUGGAGAAAUCAGUCCUUGAGCGAGACCUGCAGGGAUCCUUCACUGACCUGCGGAAGGCUCUGUUUGUGGUGGAUAGGAAGGAUUCUCACUUGCUGGCUGCGGCCCAGUCCCUUCUCCGCUGGCAUGACUCCCACCAGUACUGCAGCAGAACUGGGCAGCCCACCCAGAAGAAUGCAGCUGGCAGUAAGCGUGUCUGCCAGGCCAGUGGAAUAACCUACUACCCACAGAUGUCUCCAGUGAUCAUCACGCUGGUGUCUGAUGGGAGCAGGUGCCUCCUCGCCCGACAGCCCUCGUUCCCCCAGGGGAUGUACACAGCUCUGUCAGGCUUCUGUGACAUAGGUGAGACCGUGGAGGAAACAGUGCGUCGAGAGGUGGCAGAGGAGGUGGGCCUGGAGGUGGAGUCACUCCGGUACUCAGCGUCCCAGCACUGGCCCUUCCCCAGCAGCUCCUUAAUGAUAGCCUGUCAUGCUCUGGUCAGGGCUCAGCAGGCUGAGAUCAGUAUGGACAGCCUGGAACUGGAGGAAGCACGAUGGUUUGGCCUGGAGGAAAUCCUGGAGGGUCUCAAGAGAGAUCCCAGAUCUUCCAAGCAGGAUGAUGGCAGUGUUUUACCCUGGUUCCCUCCCAAACAGGCUAUUGCUCACCAGCUGAUCUGUGAGUGGGUUAACCAGCAGAGUGCCCAGCCAGCUUAG
Messenger RNA from Acanthisitta chloris (rifleman), 1026 nucleotides. RefSeq names its product nudix (nucleoside diphosphate linked moiety X)-type motif 13 (gene NUDT13). Gene Ontology annotation, molecular function: metal ion binding; hydrolase activity. The transcript is spliced from 8 exons. Lineage: Eukaryota; Metazoa; Chordata; Aves; Passeriformes; Acanthisittidae. The record is from RefSeq and is a predicted model, not a curated record. The coding region runs from base 1 to 1026 and encodes 341 amino acids.